CGUUUAUCGAUUUUAAUUGUUUUGUUAUGUCAAUAUUGCUCUAUGAAAUACGUAAAUAUUAGAUAAUCACUGAAUCGCUACAAAAUAAAAAAAUAUGACAAUAAUCAAAUCCAAUCAAAUUCAAUGCUUCCAAUUUUCCAUAUUGUAACCACGGCGUGUUCGGAUAAAAUGAACGACCCGCCGACCAAACCCAGAAGAAAGAGGGUGGAAGUUCCGAUACACAAGAAGCAAGAGGAGAGCAUCAAAAGGACCUACAGCGCUAACUUUAAUUCCCGACGUUGCCGACAAAAGCCCAACGACGACAGAUUCGCCGAAAUCAUAUUGGAAAUUCCCGAUUCUGAAAACACAAAGGCUAAUAAGAAACACCUGCACAAAGAAAUUCAGAGGUUGUCCAAAGAAAACGAAGAUAUUGUGGCGAAAUUCAACGAAUUAGAAGGACUGUCGGUGAAGAAGAUUACCAAAUUGAAGGAGAAAAUUGGAUCGCUUCAGGGAUUAAAUCACAACCUUGUUAAAGAGAAUGAAAUUAUUAAGAUACAAUAUGGGGAGCUUUUAAAGAAUUUCGAAGAUGCUAAGGAACAAUUGGGAGCCCCCAAACAUUGCGACGACUGCGAUGAAUUAAAGCAAUCAGUCGAGAAACUCAAUCAAGAAAAUGGCCUGUUAACCAACGACAAAAAAGAACUAAGUGAAGACUUAAAUAUGUUAAAGAACGUCGUUUAUAGAUUAAAUAUGCAUUUGGAGAGAUAUCAAGAGUUGUUGCGAAAGAACAAUUUAAAAGUUCCUAUGCCAUCCCUUCCAAUGACGUGCAGUUCAGUCUUGGAGACCUCACCCAGCUCUCCAAUUGUACUAGGCACGAUUAUUUCCGAGAGUCACCGAAACCACAAACACACCCCAAUAGCUUGGGGAAGCGUGCAUUCUCAUACGCUUGGUCCCCUAUUGGACGCUUAUCAGGAUGUCGUCACUGAAAAGGAAGAGUUAAUUUCCAAAUAUGAAAUAGAAAUGUCGGACUUUACGGGUCGAUUGAAGGAAAUAAUCAGGGAAAACGAGGCGUUACAUAUGAGACUCACUGAGGACGAUGAAUGUAGCGUUAAACUGCAGCAACAAAUUAUUAAUCUCAAGUCGGAACUGAAAUCCGUGCGGGAACAAAAUGAUAUUUUAAUUAAAAAAUGUGCCUUGAAACAAGAUAAAGUUGAAGAGGUUAUUAAAUGUUACGAACACAAAGUGGAACAACUGAAAAGGGAUUAUAAUGUGGCUCAGGAACAAUAUUACCGUGUUCGCAGUGAACUAACAAUGACCAGGGAGAAAAACAAGGCGUUAACGGAUUCACAAGAAGAUUUAAAGAACGAAAGGCAUAACUAUAUACCUAUAUCAGUUCAUACUGCCAGUGUCAACGAGUGCAAAAGAUGGUAUGAAGAAUUGAAGGUUCAAUACGAGGCAGAAAAAAGCAAAAUGAAGGAGGUCCUAGAAAGCAAAUCCACACUGAUUUACGAAUUAGAAAAAAAGGUGAAAUCUCUAGCAAAAUUUAAAGAUGAUUUGGAAUCAAAAAUUGCUCAUCUGGAGAAACAUAUAAAGAAGCAUGAGACGAGGUACUUGGAACUGGAGCACACCCUUAAUGAAGUGAAACUAUCUAGAAGUGCGUGCAAAAAGCAAUUACAUAAAGCCAUGUUGUUUGCCAAAGACAUGGUUGCAGAACAAGAGACAUUAUUAAAUGCUUUGAAUCAACGACAACUCGAGAAUAAAGCGGUGAAAAAAAUUGGCAGCGACAUGGCUAACAAAAUGGACUCGUUAAGAACACAACUGAAAGACGUACAAAAAUGUGCAUGGCACGAAUUUUCUUCGGUGGAACAAAGAAUACAAGACCAAGAAAUGACUAUCGAAAACAUGAAAUGCGAACACGAAGAAGAAAUAGAACGACUUCACCAGAUCAUCAGGGAACACGAAGAAGUAAACAAUAAAUUGAAGAACGGUAAAAUGGUUCCAGUACCUCAUUACGUGUUAUAUAGAAAUAAGCAUAAGUAAGGUGGUUAAUAUAUACAGAUUUAUUAUUUA
Messenger RNA from Aethina tumida (small hive beetle), 2046 nucleotides. It is a transcript of the gene Cep89, whose product is annotated as protein Cep89 homolog. The record is from RefSeq and is a predicted model, not a curated record. Lineage: Eukaryota; Metazoa; Arthropoda; Insecta; Coleoptera; Nitidulidae. Gene Ontology annotation, biological process: chemical synaptic transmission; cilium assembly; mitochondrion organization. Gene Ontology annotation, cellular component: ciliary transition fiber; centriole. Bases 124 to 2016 code for a protein of 630 amino acids. The transcript is spliced from 7 exons.